This is a messenger RNA of Prunus armeniaca (apricot), 699 nucleotides long. Lineage: Eukaryota; Viridiplantae; Streptophyta; Magnoliopsida; Rosales; Rosaceae. The record is from the annotation of a GenBank genome assembly.
AUGUAUGAGGUCUACAACAGGCUGGAUGAAAUAUCAAAGAAGAAGUUGGAAAAUUACUGGAAAUCUGCAUCUGAUUCUGACGAGGACGCUUUUUACCUACAAAAUAGGACAAUAUUGUACAAACAUAACAUUGAAAAGCUGAUGGGAGAUGCUCCAAUUUCUGCACUAAUCAUCGAUGUUUAUGGAGAGGCACUUAAUGAUGAUGCGAAGCAGAACCCUCAGAAACAGAAAAAUGCAUAUUUGUCCGCCAAUAACUAUAUGUUUUUGCGAGAUGAGAACCACCAUACGCUGCUUGUCUUUGACACCGGUGCAGCAAAAUGGACACACUUCAACUCAUUCAGGGGGACAUCAGAACAAACUCUCCAAUAUUAUCACAAGAAGGCAAUUGUUUUGGUUGAGACAGCAAAUAUAUUCCUCUGUCUUCUUAAGGAAUGUGCUGCAGUAUCACUGAAAACAAAACUCGUCCAAAUUCCUGAUUUUGAUGCCAAGAAGCCGAGAGGGCUUAAUGAAGCUUCAGCUAGAAUGAUAACAAAAUACUUGCCAGCAACGAAACUUACACCAGAAUAUGCUCAGACAAUGAAGUAUCUGAUUUGUCAUGAUACUACUAACUUCAAGCUGACUGAGAACAGAGAAUGUCCCCAACAAGCAAACAUUCGUAAGUUACGCAAUAACAGUGAAACUUUCAUCCUAUUCAACUAA